Molecule: messenger RNA, 2521 nt
Organism: Brassica napus (rape)
Lineage: Eukaryota; Viridiplantae; Streptophyta; Magnoliopsida; Brassicales; Brassicaceae
Product: CBL-interacting serine/threonine-protein kinase 10-like
Exons: 2
Coding region: 640-1971 (443 amino acids)
Biological process (GO): protein phosphorylation; signal transduction
Molecular function (GO): ATP binding; protein kinase activity
Source: RefSeq, a predicted model, not a curated record
CUCGUAAAAUCGACGUAAAUUUACGAGGAUUGUUUUUCCUCGUUAAAUUUCCUCGUUAAGCAUGUGUUUUCUUGCGGUGUACAUACAUAUCACAAGACUGAAUUUUUUUAACAUGAGAUUAGAUAAAGUUGAAAAAAAGAGAUUUGAUAAAAGUUCAUUUUAAUACGGUGGAGCCGUUGGGUGAAAAGUAAGUUAGCCAAUUAGUAGACAAGUGUAAAGGCACAUUAUGGGCGAAGGAGACAGAGGAACAAGUGGCCUUCUCUGCCUUAUUUACUACAGUUUUAGAUUGAUAUUUUUUAUUAAUGUGCGUGGACGGCCAAUGACGUUUAACUUCCUUUUCACCUUCUUCUUUCUUCCUUUUUGUUCCGUCUUAAAAAAUAAGCAUAAAGAAACAAAGAAGAUCCUUGGAGAUCUGCACGUCUUCGUUUCUAGAAACAGCUGUGGUUGUCUUAAACCAUAUUCAUUGUGACUUCUUGUAUCUUUUCUCGAAUAGAUGUUCUCCCAAGUGUCAAUAUAUGAGGCUCUGAGAGGUGUAUUCAUACCGCUCAACCAAUCCACUAGAGACUCAAAAUGUUGUCUUACCACCACCAACUCUCAAGUAGUGUUCUGUCUCUGCCUGCUUAAGUUUUUGUAGAUUAGAUGGAAAACAAACCAAGUGUCUUGACCGAUAAAUACGAAGUCGGAAGGUUACUAGGCCAAGGCACUUUCGCCAAAGUCUACUACGGAAGGAGUGUUCAUACUAACCAGAGCGUUGCCAUCAAAAUGAUCGACAAGGAAAAAAUUAUGAAAGUUGGGCUUAAAAACCAGAUCAAGCGAGAGAUAUUCGUAAUGCGUAUAGCUAAACACCCCAACGUAGUGGAGCUAUACGAGGUCAUGGCAACAAAAACAAGAAUCUACUUCGUCAUGGAGUACUGCAAAGGCGGAGAGCUUUUCAACAAACUCGCCAAAGGAAAACUGAGAGAUGACGUCGCUUGGAACUACUUUUACCAGCUCAUCAACGCGGUUGAUUUUUGCCACAGCAGGGGAGUGUAUCACCGUGACAUCAAGCCGGAGAAUCUAUUGCUUGAUGAGGACGACAAUCUCAAGGUGUCUGAUUUUGGUUUAAGCGCCCUUGCUGACUGCAAGGGACAAGAUGGUCUCUUGCACACCACUUGUGGCACUCCUGCUUAUGUUGCUCCUGAAGUGAUUAAUAGAAAGGGAUAUGAUGGGACAAAGGCAGAUGUUUGGUCUUGUGGGGUGGUUUUGUUUGUUCUGUUGGCUGGUUAUCUCCCUUUCCAUGACUCUAACUUGAUGGAGAUGUAUAGGAAGAUAGGAAGAGGAGAGUUUAAGGCCCCAAGCUGGUUUGCACCUGAAGUAAAGAGACUCUUGUGUAAGAUGCUGGACCCUAACCCUGAAACAAGAAUCACUAUUGCCAAAAUAAGAGAGAGUUCUUGGUUUAGAAAAGGUUUACACAUGAAAGAGAAAAAGAUGGAGAAACGAGUCGAAGAGAUGAGUUCAGAGGAGAGCAAUACAGACCAGCCUACAAGUAUAAACGCUUUUGAUGUAAUUGCAUUGUCUGCUAGGUUUGAUUUGUCAGGACUUUUUGGUGACGUGUAUGACAAGCGAGAGUCUAGAUUCACAUCUAAGAAGCCUGCUUCAGUGAUCAUAUCUAAGCUGGAGGAAGCGGCGCAACGGUUGAAGCUGAGGAUAAGAAAGAGAGAAGCAGGUUUGUUCAAGCUGGAACGUUUGAAGGAGGGAAGGAAAGGAGUACUGUCGAUGGAUGCGGAGAUAUUUCAAGUGACGCCGACGUUUCAUAUGGUGGAAGUGAAGAAAUGUAAUGGAGAUACUCUGGAAUAUCAAAAGUUGGUGAAAGAGGAUCUUAGGCCUGCUCUUGCUGAUAUUGUUUGGGUUUGGCAGAGCGACAAAGAUGAGGAGUUGGUCUCUGCUUCACAGCAAGAGAUAGAACAGCAACAGGAGGAAGAAUCGUUGUAGUUUUGAGAAGUUUUGUUCCAGUUUUUGGAUAUUCUUAGCUCUGAUGCUAAAACGUAUAUGAGUUUCUUACCAUUUCCGUUUGUGAUAAAGAUAGGAAAAGCUUUUUGAUAAUUUGGAGAAAGUGCAGUUCUGAAGAUAGGAAAAGCUUUUGAUGCCAGCUCCUGAUCUUGAACUCACCAUCAUCUGUAAUCAUUAAACAUUAAUCCUCUUCCUUCUAUGGUAAGGGGUUAGGUGAAACCAAUGUUCUAAAAAUCUCUUGCCGGUAACUAGGCGCUUUAUAGAGGACUAGAGACUAGACAGAUUAUUUGAAGCUAGACGAGACCUAGGCUUUUGCAAAUUUUUUAUUUAUUUUAUAUAUAUUAUAUAUUUAAAUGACACGUUUUAGUUUUUAAGUCUAAUUAUAAAAUUAUUAUGAUAAAUUAUUGAAAAUUAGAUUAUACAAAACAAAAGAAAUUAGACAAAUUUGUAGAUUUGUAAUAACAUUAUUGAUUAAUUUAACAUAUUCAGAUUAAUUUUAGAUCAAUUUAAAUCGAUUUAAACCGACUUAGAA